AUGGGCGAGUUCCUCCUCUUCGUCGCCUGCCUGCUGGCGUUCCACGUCGUCGAGUUCCUCGUCAUCAACAGCCUGCACCCAAACGCACCUGUCCGCGAGAGUCUGCUCCUCGAUUCCAACGCGUAUUUGAUCGCAAUGGCCUUUGCGUGCGCCGAGUACGCCUUCUGGACAUGGCAAGGGCUCUCUCGGCCCCUUUUCGUUCGCGUCUCGGGCCUGGGGCUGGUGCUGGCGGGCGAAGCCGUGCGCAAGAGAGCCAUCCUCGUGGCGGGCCGCAACUUCACACACAGGAUCGCCGUGGCGAAGCGCCCCGAGCACAGCCUCGUGACAAACGACGUAUACGCCUACAUCCGCCACCCCGCAUACUUCGGAUGGUUCCUCUGGGCGCCCGGGACGCAGGUUCUCCUGUGCAAUCCCGUCAGCACACUGGGAUUCACGUACCUGGCGUGGCGGUUCUUCAAAGUGCGGAUUCCAGUCGAGGAACGGUAUUUGUUGAGAUUCUUCGGGGAAGAGUUCGCGCGCUACCGCGACCGCACGCCGACCUGCAUCCCCGGCAUCCCCUAG
Molecule: messenger RNA, 561 nt
Organism: Pedinophyceae sp. YPF-701
Lineage: Eukaryota; Viridiplantae; Chlorophyta; Pedinophyceae
Source: the annotation of a GenBank genome assembly